Messenger RNA from Gamsiella multidivaricata, 2822 nucleotides. RefSeq lists its product as uncharacterized. The transcript is spliced from 2 exons. Gene Ontology annotation, cellular component: membrane. Bases 228 to 2636 code for a protein of 802 amino acids. Lineage: Eukaryota; Fungi; Mortierellomycota; Mortierellomycetes; Mortierellales; Mortierellaceae. Gene Ontology annotation, biological process: potassium ion transmembrane transport; stabilization of membrane potential. The record is from RefSeq and is a predicted model, not a curated record. Gene Ontology annotation, molecular function: potassium ion leak channel activity.
CAUACUUGAUUUUUUAGUGAUGAUUAUUAACGAAGACCGAUUCCGUGGUGGGUGUUCUGACAGGAUAUGGGAACUUGAGCCCGACGUCGGUCGCAGGCCGGAUAUUCUUCUUCUUCUACGGUCUCUUGGGGAUCUGUUCCAUCGGUUUCUUCAUCGUCUCGCUCCGUAACGCCGUGAUCGAGCAGUUCCAGUGGCGUCUGGCCGAGCAGUUCUCUCGCCCUGCGCACAUGACCCGUGUCCAGACACGGAUGUCUGCGAAGGAUCUGUCUUAUCCGAUGGCACGGCUUGAAGAGGAGCAACGUGUCAAGGUCAUGGUCAAACGCAAGAUGAUCCUGAGGAUGGUCUCGAUCUGGAUUGUGCUCUGGUUCGGAGGCGCGGGCGUGUUCUGCACGUUUGAGCAGUGGUCCUUUCUCGAGUCGCUGUAUUUCUGUUACGUGACACUCACAACGAUCGGCUUUGGAGACUACGUGCCCAUGGAACCGGGAUCGAUCGAGUUCUGGAACAUUUACGUAUUCGUUGGCCUCACCAUCUUUGCUUAUAUCCUCUCACUCAUCUCCGAAUCCAUGAUUUCGCACAUCCACCUCGUAGAUGAUGAGGAGGUCGACGAGGACAAUGACCUCUUUGGAUGGGAGCAGUCUGAAGAUCAUAAUGUGCCGGUCAUGAUCAAUGACCAGACCGGAAGCGGUAGCAGCGGUGAGGUUCUGGGGUUGGAUGGGCUCAAAUGGUUAACGCAGCCACUCAAUUGCGUCUUGUUCCAGCAGGAUGCUGUUUACCAACAGGGGCGAGCUCAAACUGUGUCAAAGAAGGCGCUAGAUCGUCUGCGUAACAGAUUUCAUCUUGUGGUUCGAGCGAGCAAUAACGCUGUCCACGCUAUUGACACUGUAGCUGGAUCAAGAGAAAGGAAGUGCUGUAUGAUGCAUGGGCGAGAGAGAGAUGCCGGGUUGCUGCAACAUCAGAAGCAUCAAGUAGGACCACAGGAUCAACAGUUGAGGCAUCAAUUCAGGUGCAUGAGUUCUGCAGGACGGAUCUUGAAAGUUCCAUCCAAGGGACGCAAACAGAUGAUGAAUGCAGAGUACUAUGCAACCUACGGAGGGCCACCGCCCAUCAACACCCAAAGCGAUCAUGUCAUCAUCUCCGGCAAUACCUUGCACGGCAGCACCGACAACAUCAGCGCGGAUAUGGGCCACAAAGACCCGCCGAUGGGCAAUGCACCUGCAUUUAUCAAGUUUGCAGACAAGUACAGUCUACCGCACCAACGGAUCAUCUGUAGAAUGAGCAACAAGGUUGCAUCCAUGAGCCGGCGAAAGUCCUUCCAGGGAAGCAGUCGAUCUACCGCUGGAUCGCCUGUCUCUGCUAGGAGCAGCUUCAGCAAUAACGGUAGUGGACACUUUCAGCCUCAAGGACACGUCUACGGAACAGCAGGAUAUCACGACGUAAUGGCGCGGCGCCGUCAUGCCACUCUUAUGGCCAGCGGUGAGACGAGUCCACGGGAUAACAAUAGCGACCGGGGCUCAAAGGGGCGUGCUUCUAUCGGUCACAUAACGUAUGAGAAUCACACCGACAGCUGGCAUAACGAUGUCGUAGAAGGAGUUAGGGAUCGGGAUCCACAUACACAUCACGAUGAGCGAGUGCACCAGCACCAUGGUUCUCCUCGAGAGCUGCAAUACCUGCAGACAAACGCAUUGCAGCACCAACCUCAAGUCAAGUUCGAGUCUCCCAGAGAUGCCGUGCGAGACAUGGUGAAGCCAUGGGAGAGCAUAACACCCCCAGGACAAAGGGUCUUGUUCGAGGAAUGCCAUUUUGAGUCUGUGCGACCAUCGCAGCAGAAUGUACAGCUCAGUGCGCCAGAGGCCGCAAACCUUCAAGGUUCAAGUCAGAAAUACGAGCAGGCGACUUUGAGGAGUCUCAAAGCGCCGUGGCCAAGCAAAGACGAAGGCAUUAGCAUGGAUGACAACGUGAAGGCCAUGAAGGCGACUGGGGAGAGUAUUAAUGAUCUUGAGACGAUACAAGGCUCGGUAGAAGGAAUCCAUAGGCGGAAGCACCAGCUGAGCGUGGCCACCAAAGUUGGCACGCUUUCGAACGAAGAUCCUCUGGACUCGACUAAACAGGAUUCAUUUUUCUCUUUUCAUCCACGUCAGAAGAGAUUUCCUUCUGAUGAUCCGCCGGAUACCCAAGGAUCACCAGCAGCUGUACUAGAGGAUGAACCCCCGCCCUUAGCGCAGUACGACGAUAUCUUUGCUUCAGAUGAGAUGGUACCGCCACUCGAUUCUCAGUCUCGCUCAGAGUCAGGGUCAUUUUAUCAACGGCAGCGAUCUUUUAUUAGGCCAGUUGUGCACUGGGGCUCAUCCCGAAGCUGUUUUGACUCCUCCAGUACUGGAAAGCCUGAUAUAGAGACUGUUAUGGAGCAGGAAGCAAGUUGCAGUACGCACUCGCCGUUCUUUGAUACGACCCAUGCAGAACCACCCCCAACGGAUCCUACUUUCAGUCGAGGAUCAAACAAAUAUUGCAGAACCCUCAGCAGAAAUAUACCGCUCUCGCGAUCGUCUUCAAUCGCGAUAGAGAUGAAUGUCAGCUCCUUUGACAAAGAACCCAAAAUCCAGGGACUCUCCGCGCGUUCAAAGACGACGUCGACUUGAACCAUAUCGCGCUGGAACUCCAGCAAGUGAACCGAGGUCGAGCGGAACAAGGCAGAGCUCAAGUACCGGCAAGCUGAGAUCGAGACACAGAUGAAUCCUCUUUUUCAAGCAGUGAUUAUCCAGUACUUUCACUCCGGACGCAAAGCAAUGAGGAUAUUAAAAAAACUUACUCCAUUCUCAUUUAGU